AUGGCCAACCCGGCUACGUCAGAUGAACCGGAGACAACAUACUUCGCGUAUUGCGUUUGCUUUUCAUGGACUACCGUUGAAUGCCUUAACGUCUUCUGUGUUGCAGCUGACGACGCAGACACCGGAGACUCGGGCAUCUGCGGCGCCAUCCUCACUGCGCUGUCGUGGGUGCUGGUCUUCCUCACCCUCCCAUUCUCCCUCUGCGUCUGCUUCAAGGUUGUGCAGGAGUACGAGCGAGCAGUCAUUUUCCGAUUGGGGCGCCUCGUCUCAGGAGGGGCGAAGGGGCCAGGUAUAUUCUUCAUACUGCCUUGCAUCGAUGCUUACGCCCGCGUGGACCUUCGUACACGCACAUACGACGUCCCGCCUCAAGAGGUGCUGACCAAGGACAGCGUGACGGUGUCGGUGGAUGCGGUGGUGUACUACCGCGUGUCCAACGCCACCAUCUCGGUGGCCAACGUGGAGAACGCGCACCACUCGACGCGCCUGCUGGCGCAGACGACGCUGCGCAACAUGCUGGGCACGCGCCCGCUGCACGAGAUCCUGAGCGACCGCGACGCCAUCUCCAGCUCCAUGCAGCUGACCUUGGAUGAAGCAACUGAUGCUUGGGGCAUCAAGGUGGAACGUGUGGAAAUCAAGGACGUGCGGCUGCCGGUGCAGCUGCAGCGCGCCAUGGCGGCGGAGGCGGAGGCGGCGCGGGAGGCGCGCGCCAAGGUGAUCGCGGCCGAGGGCGAGCAGAAGGCGUCGCGCGCGCUGCGCGAGGCGUCAGAGGUCAUCGGCGACUCCCCGGCCGCGCUGCAGCUGCGCUACCUCCAGACUCUCAACACCAUCUCUGCGGAGAAGAACUCGACGAUAGUUUUCCCUCUGCCUAUUGACCUGCUGACGUACUUCAUGAAGGCGCAGGGUGCCAUGGCCAACAGGGAGUAGAUGGCAGCUGGACGUAGCUCCUCGCCUCCCUCUUCAGCCCUCGCCAACGCCCGAGCCGCUCCCAACGCCACUCUGCCCGCAUCUUCUUCUUGUUCUUCUUCUUCUUCUUCUUGUUCUUCGGCAUUUUGUAAUGCGAAGAGAAACUGAAAAUUUUAAUGAGCAACUUUUCUUACUCGUCGCAAAACACGUCGUACAACAAUAUGCUAACCCAAGUAGUUCAAUUACCUGUGCCCCCUACAAACGUCCAUUCUAAAACUUGACCUUUCGAGGCAAAUGCCUAAUUGACUUUUGAACAUAAACUCAGUCGGUUCUGUUUUACAGGGUUCCAAACUGGAUUGCGAAUUUUCUAAGAAUACUUUGAGAAUAAUGUGUAUUUAUUAUUGUGUUUAAGAGAUGGGUAACCUCAAAUGACAAUAGAUGCAUGCUCUCUGCUCGUUAAUGGAAGGGGAAGGAAGUUAAGUAAACGAAAGAGCGCUCUGUUUCUAAAGGAGAUUGCUAUUCAACAAAUUCUUCCUUUAUCUAUAUACUAUUAGCCGCGUACAAUUUCAUCCCUCGGGUUUUCUGAGGUAAAAUGUUAGCGUAAAUUCGUACAGUUUCUUUCGAAUGUCAUUGUAGAGUUAUGUGAAAGGAUGCUAGAAAAAAGUAAUUGUAGAAUCAUAACUUCAUGACCUGAUAAACUGUGAUCGACUAGGCAUGCUUUGUUGCGUGUGAGUUAAAUUUGACAGUUCCCAAGACAGCACACUAUCAAUUGCAUAUUCAUCAGUAACACAGGUUGCACAAUAUUUCAUGUUUUGCAAUCAUAAAAGUAAAUACAAGCACAUUCAGUACUAUUUGAUAUGUAAUAGCGGAUGUGAUUCUGUUAGUACAUAGGAAAUUGCUGGUAUGUGAUCACAUCAAUAGUCCAAGAUCCCCAGUAAUCAUACAUGUGGCAAAGCGAGUAAGUUCUUGUAAAUCGUCUUCUCACUUGUCUUUGGGAAACUUGUACCACCAUUAAUGGUAAAAUAACGUCAGCAUGAGAGACUGUAUAUAGAUUAAUUGCGAUUCUCAAGUAAGAUUGACAAUUUGAGGGCAACAGCAUAAUCGUGUUCUAAGAUGAGCAUCCCACAUUAUUAAAUUAUGUUCUUUGAAAUGUCAAAUGCGAGGCACACGAAAUCACUAACUCCUACCCUUCGACUCCUCCCAGUCGUAAAGCAUGAUUCCCCCGUUGCAGGCAUUAAACGGUGAGAGCGGUAAAAAUGCGGUAAUUGUAAGACGAGGGACUACAAUCACGUCAGAUUGUUCAAUGUUGUAUUGGUUUUAACUUUUCACUAACAUCACAAAUAUAUUUUUAUUGUGGAGAUAGUUAACAUCUCAUUUUUUGUAUUCAGUGUUAAUUACAAUGUUUGUUUCCUAUAGAUUAUCUGUAUGUUUGUAAUAUUUGUAAGUCACAUUUUGGAGAAUCAAAUGUGCGUGUGUGUGCCAACGUCAUUCGACACAGGUUGACUGUGGUUCCUUCAAUCACACACCGUAAGAAGCAAUGAUAUGUACCCCAGAUAUGUCAAUCAUCGCACGCAAAUUGUAUUUGCAUAUUCUUUGCAUUCGUGAAAUUUGAAUAAAAAUCUCCUGUGUAAACCUAUGGAUUUUUUUUAGUGACGUUUGAGAAGAGCAGAUUUACUUUGAAAAAAUGGCUGCAAGCAAUUAUACCAUGGUCAAAAUCUGUCGAGAAUUAUUAACAUCAAUAAUUACUUUUCUGGUAAGAUCUAAGGGUUGUUGUGCAUUUUGGACUGAAAUAUUUAUGGUGUUCAAUAUAUUCGCGUUUAUUUAUUUCUUGUUUAUAAAACAUUCCUAGAAAUGUUAUGAUUAUUACACUCAAUAUGACAUGCAAAUGUAUUUUCAAUUUUUAGAUUAUUUAAAAAUAAAUAUCUAAAUUUCAAAGCGAAGAUAUCAUUUGAAUAUGUAAACAGUAAUUAUAAC
This is a messenger RNA of Gryllus bimaculatus (two-spotted cricket), 2877 nucleotides long. Lineage: Eukaryota; Metazoa; Arthropoda; Insecta; Orthoptera; Gryllidae. The record is from the annotation of a GenBank genome assembly.